Molecule: messenger RNA, 591 nt
Organism: Rosa chinensis
Lineage: Eukaryota; Viridiplantae; Streptophyta; Magnoliopsida; Rosales; Rosaceae
Exons: 1
Coding region: 1-591 (196 amino acids)
Cellular component (GO): plasma membrane
Source: RefSeq, a predicted model, not a curated record
AUGCCUACUUCUACACCCCGACCCUCACAAAGACCAGCUAGUAACCCGAUUCGAUUAAUUGGUAUCAUCUUGCUAGCUAUAGUUGUUCUUCUGGGUCUUGCUGUGCUCAUCACUUGGCUAGUAGUCAAGCCUAAGCGCCUUGUUUACACCAUCGAAAAUAGUUCAGUCAAGGACUACAACUUCACCAAUGACCACCUCUCUGGCACUUUUGAUUUCACUGUAAGGUCUUACAACCCCAACAAGAGAGUCUCGUUUUACUAUGAUUCCAUCGAGGCUACAGUCAAUUACAAUGACCAGACAUUGGCAUUUUCUACCGUCGAGCCAUUUUACCAGCGCCAUCGAAAUGUGACCCGAUUCAACGUGGAGUUCGUAGCUAAAAACACUGCACUUCCCAGCUUUGUCGCCAAGGAUUUCUUGCUCGAGAAAGCCACGGGUAAGGUUCAACUGGAUAUUUGGCUUAAGGCAAGAAUAAGGUACAAGGUGGGAGCAUGGAAGUCGAGGCAUAGGACACUGAGGGUUUCGUGUUCACCGGUGUUCGAGUUCAACAGGUUCAAGAAUUUGAAGAGGACUUACUGUUCUACAGAACUUUGA